CCUAUCUCCAGAUAAGACAUAUCAUGAGAAGUCACUCUGCACAUGCUCAGUUUGGUGUGUAUUGCUACAGAGGGUUUUUUUUUUUUGGGAGAGUGCAUAUGAUCAGAACAGGGCCAAUCAGCACUGUCCAGACAGAGGUCAGGGGGUCUGCAUCCUCCUAGAGCAGAAAGAAAACUCCUCCUACAAGCUUUAACAAGUGCUCUGCUGGACACUGAUGAAGUCACAAGACUGCCCUAACUGCUGAUGAGAAAAGGUAUUUAGCAGUCUAUAUUUACUAAAAUAAAUGCACAUCCAUAUCCAUGCUCUGUGGGAGACCAGAUAUAGUGAAUGAGGGUCCUGG
Staurois parvus is the source of this 340-nucleotide messenger RNA. The record is from the annotation of a GenBank genome assembly. NCBI's taxonomy places the organism in Eukaryota, Metazoa, Chordata, Amphibia, Anura, Ranidae.